CAAUUGCCUUCAUGUCAACUGUACAGUGUGUUUAAGUAGUCCCCGAACUAACAAUAUAACGGUUAUCUGUUAAAAGCGGGAGUUCUGAGUUUCCUGUGUUGGCCUUUGCUCCAGUGUGUUGACUCCACAGUUUUAUUUGAUGCGUAAACGAGUGCAUAUUGAUGUAGUUCCAAAGACUCCGGAAGGAGGACAUAUAGACUUUCGACAAAUUUCUGCAGACGAAAUUGAAUUUGACUCGGAAAUAACAAUAAAGUCAUCACUGUUGCGCGAAUGUAAGCCAGGCAAUAUUUGGUUUGAGGAAGGUGAUUCAGAUGACGACGAUAACAAGCCAAAAUUCGUUGCUCGUAAAUCUAUGGAUCUUCGUAAAAUACGUUCAGAAAAGGAUAGGUUCCAAGCCAUCUGCUCUAGUCCUAUGGUGGACUCUCGACCUCGAAGACUAAGUUACUCAAAGUCUUUUAGUGAGGGUGUGUUGAAUCCCAGCAACUCCAAAACUCCAUUACGUUUGCCUAAAUACGAUGAUCUUGUUUCAUCAGCAUCUCGUCGCCUCUCCCGCAUAAUUAUCAACCGUCGAUUCUCUUUGUUGGAAACGAACCACAACGACCCAUCUGCUGGGAGUUCGCAGUUAAAAACCACAACACCUAUUACCAAGUACGAAAGGCAAAGAGUUAAGAAAAAAAGUUCGUCAACUUCAGAAGAAAAAGAGAAUAUCAAACCAUCAAAUAACGAUAUCAUAACAGCUACUUCUGUAUCAAAAGAAAUUUUUGAUGAUGUUCCAAACUCUUCCGUCCAUGAUCCAUGCUCUGUCUCUGAAUUUCGUGUGCUUGCAGAUAUGGAAACAGCGCGACUACUUGCGUUAUGCGGAGAUUGGAAUUGUGUUCUAUCCGAGGAAUGUGAUAAUAUCCCGGAAAAAGCACUCGACUCUAUCAGGGCAACCGUUGGGAAAUGUCAAUUAUUGUUACAGAAAAAGUUGCCAUUUUUCAAAACCCUAAUUGAAAUGGCAGAAACAAGCCUUGGGAAAUCUGACACACUGUCGAAUAGUGCAACAGCACCAGAAGCCACUAUAAAUGAUCUCUUGGGUUAUUGGACCUUAGUAGCUGAUGAAAUCAGUUUAUCCGAUAGUGCUUUCGAACGUCUACGUGUUUGGCGUGAUGAAUUACAUUGGUCAAUUGAUCAGUGUCCUGUUACCCCAGCCAGAUCACAAAUUGUUAAACGACGCGGCCGUCCAUCUAAACAAAUAAAACGUUUACCAACUCCAAAGAGUAGUAAAUCCAGAAAGUCUCAGUCUGUUAGCGAUGAAGUUCUGAAUACAGACAAUGUAAAUCCCUCUCUUUCAAAAAAGCUGGGUUCAACUGUUAAAGCAAACAAGGAUGUACAGAAAAAACCGGUGAAGUCCAGAUUUGCUGAAUUUCUGCGAGCUAAAAAGGCACUAACAGCGGAAGUCUUCUAGUUCACGAAUUCAAUCCUUCUUGAACCAUGUUUGAUUUUCCUUACCAUCAAAUUGAUAUUACCAUUAUUACGAGUAACUGGAUAAAUUCAGAACACUUGCAUUUACCCUACUACCGUGGAAUCAAUCUGAAAUAGUUUAUUUUGGCCAAUUAAUAAAAUCUUCAUUUCCAUGUCAAAGAAUCUCUUUAUCCACUGAUAAGUUGGUUUUCGUAUUGUGUCAUUCCAUGAUUUACUACUGUAUCAAAAGAAUCCAUAGUUUUGAUAUGUCUUUCAUCUGCACUGAUUUUAGUUUUACAAUUUCGAUGUUUCCCAAUCAGAAUUUACAAACGAUUGACUACAGAACAGUAGUGACUUGUCUGGAAUCUUGAGGAGACCGCUGUUUCUCCCUGGGGAGGUGUUGGCUAUUCAAACCCAACCAACUUCAUAGUCGGAGAUGUUAUCACUCAGUUGCUCGUGCAGCUGCUACGCCUUGUUGACUAGUGUCCAACUAGUACAAAACGUAAUUGAGACAGGAUUUCCCUGUCGAUUACCUCUAACCGCUUAACCAGUCAGAAUUAUUACAAUUCACUGUGAUACAUUAUCACCGCCACUAACUGUUCAGUUUUAGUAAUAAAUGUUGGUGCGUGUUUCAUCAUUAAGGUAAAUCAUCUUAGUUUAUACUUAUCCCUGAUUAAAUCUUGACUACUUGUUUUCGAAGUUUGGACUUUUUGAACUUUCAUAUAUAAAGAGGGUUUUUUAUGCAUAGGUUAUCUGUACUUUUAAACGUUUGAAUUUUAUAUUCUUGUUGACAAAUUUUGAUGGAUACCCAUUAUCGAUGAGUUUUUGUAAAGAGGUUCAAUUCGUCACCUGUGGCAUCGGUAACUGCAAAUUCUUUGUAUUCGUAUAGCAAAAAAUAUGAUUAAAUUUUCUCUUUCUCAAAUUUGCGGUUAACUUCAUUAACUGAGAUAAAAAAUGAUCAUGUAUAGGUAUCAUUAAAUACAUAAGUUUUUAUUCUAUCCUCUUUUCCUUUAUUCUCAUUUCUCUACAGCGACAUCUACUGAUCAUGGUCAACAUCAAUCUUAUCAGCAAAGUGAAAAUAUUGUUGAUGCACUCUCACCUCUUGGUUUACAUCCAGUUGAUAGGAAUUUCACUAUCCAAAAAUAAUAGAGAAUUAAAAAAGAAGAUCAACGUAUAUAUUUUUUAUUUUGACUGAAUUGUACAAACAAUUACUACUUAUUUUACACUUGUUAGUCAUGAUUGUUAACUGACUGACUGACAUUUUUGUAAACCAAAAAUCUAUCUCUGUUUCUUUUUCACACUUUCUCUUUCCAUCAGUUUAUUGUUCUCUUACUAAAUGUUUAUUCUUUGCUUUUUGCCUUGUUGUCGUUUAUGUUAUUUUUGGUUAUUAUUGUUACCAUUAUUGUCAUUAUUCUUAUUAUCAUUACUGUUUAUUGUUCAUCCAUACUGUUUUAUUGAUAUUAUGGUUUGAGUAAAUCAGAUAUGUUAAUAUCAUUAAUAUAAAAGUAAGUAUACAAUGAAAUAUACAUUACUAUUAUAUCAUUAUUUUCUGAUCAUUUACUAGGCUUUAAAUUUGUAUAGUAGUAGUAGUGAUUGUAAUAUAAACAACGUAUUCGAAUGCC
This is a messenger RNA of Schistosoma rodhaini, 3065 nucleotides long. Lineage: Eukaryota; Metazoa; Platyhelminthes; Trematoda; Strigeidida; Schistosomatidae. The record is from the annotation of a GenBank genome assembly.